This is a messenger RNA of Aureobasidium melanogenum CBS 110374, 1518 nucleotides long. RefSeq lists its product as uncharacterized. Bases 1 to 1518 code for a protein of 505 amino acids. The record is from RefSeq and is a predicted model, not a curated record. Gene Ontology annotation, molecular function: phosphatidylinositol binding; ubiquitin binding. NCBI's taxonomy places the organism in Eukaryota, Fungi, Ascomycota, Dothideomycetes, Dothideales, Saccotheciaceae. The transcript has 2 exons. Gene Ontology annotation, cellular component: actin cortical patch. Gene Ontology annotation, biological process: actin filament organization; actin cortical patch localization; endocytosis.
AUGGCCUACCCUUGUCCAUAUGGCGCCUGCAAUCCUGCCGAGGUGGAUGAGUGGAAGAAAGAAUGUGAAGCCAUUCACGAAAAGCGACGGCAAAAGAAAGAGUUGAAGAGAGCAGCAAAGUGCAAAGCUCUUGGAUCUCCCUCUCGUCCACCUCCAAAAUACUCCGCCCUCCCAUGCCGUCUUUCUCGCUACUCAUUGUCUUGCCCCGUCUGCCGCCUGCGUGAUCUGAAAUCGAUACUAAGACGAUGGGUUGUCCAACAGAGAAAGCCGUAUUCGGCUGUAUCAGUACAAAUUGAUCGCAUGACCAGCGAGCAGUUUGAGGAAGACGAUCUCAGUGGUAUCAUCGAUCUGGUUGAAGUCAUUCGCAUUCAAGCAUCUGGACCUACCGAAGCUGCCAGAGCUAUUCGUAAGAAGCUCAAGUAUGGCAAUGCCCAUCGCCAAAUCAGAGCUCUUACCAUCCUGGAUGGUCUGAUUCAAAAUGCUGGAAACCGCUUCCAAAAGACUUUUGCCGAUGAACCUUUACUCGAGCGUCUCCGACUCAUGGUCCGAGAUGACAUGGUCGACAUCGAUGUACGCAACAAGUGCAACGUACUCUACCGCCAAUGGGCCGUAGCCUACAAAGAUACUCCUGGUCUCCACAACAUUGCAACACUGUACAAGCAACUACCUCAGAAGCCUCGCCCUCGUCACAGUCAAGCGCAAUCAAAGGUUCUUCGCGAGACAGAGGAAGAUGCUCGCGAAGACCCUGCACCGACUCCUCCGCCUGCUCCUGCUGGUGGACAUUCCCGGGGCCACUCACGGACGAGCUCUGCUGCCAAUGCUUCUGCUUCAACUUCUCGCCCUGUCUCGCUUACACCAACACCCCAUUACUCUUUCCGUGAUGCUGUCAAGGCAUCCACGAAAAAGAAGGACAAGAAUGCCUCCACGAAAUUCGACUUCCAGAAGGAAAAGCCGAACAUGAUUCAAAGUAUAGCUCAAGCGUCAAUUGCCUCGACUAAUCUCCUCAAUGGUCUUCAACUCAUCAACCGCGAAAACGAGCGAGUUUCCGAGAACCCAGAGGUUAUGAACCGGUUCGAGGUGUGCAAGUUACUGAGAAGGAACAUUUUGAGAUAUAUUCAACUGGUGGAAAGUGACGAGUGGAUUGGAAGUCUGCUGUCCGCAAAUGACGAAUUGGUCAAAGCACUCACUAGCUACGAGAUCAUGGAUAGAGCACUUGACGACGACAGCGAUAGUGACGCUUGGGAACAGGCGCCUGAACAUGGAUCUCACGCCACUGGUGCCGAAUCACAGCUUGCUGGACUUAAACUCGGUGGAGAGGAAGCAGCACCACCUAAACCUCCUCGACCUACUAAUCUUGCUAUGCCCGCUGUACCUAGUUUUGGCAAGGCAAAAGCAGAGGAAAGUGAUGACAGCGAGAAUGAGUACGAGGAAGAUGACGAGGACGAUCCAUUUGGAGAUUCCAAUGCGGUUAAGACACCUCAUGUGGAGAGACCGGGUAUGACCUGGAAGCAAGUCUAG